This is a messenger RNA of Ananas comosus (pineapple), 1865 nucleotides long. Its product is annotated as homeobox protein knotted-1-like 6. Gene Ontology annotation, cellular component: nucleus. Lineage: Eukaryota; Viridiplantae; Streptophyta; Magnoliopsida; Poales; Bromeliaceae. The record is from RefSeq and is a predicted model, not a curated record. Gene Ontology annotation, biological process: regulation of DNA-templated transcription. The transcript has 5 exons. Gene Ontology annotation, molecular function: DNA-binding transcription factor activity, RNA polymerase II-specific; DNA binding. The coding region runs from base 323 to 1552 and encodes 409 amino acids.
GGAAAAGAAAGCCACCACACACCCUUUUCCCCUCCUCUCUCUCUCUCUCACCCUUUCUCUCUCUCCCUCUCUCUCUCUCUCUAGGUGUGUUGCAUCCAGCCUAUCUCCUUUCCUCUUCCUCCCCUCUCUCUCUCUCCCUCUCUCUCUCUCUCUCUCUCUUAAUCAAAUGAUAGCUUAGAGAGAGCUCCACUCCUCUCUUUUGCUUCUCUCUCCCCCUACCCUUUACUCCUCCCUUUUCUUUCUCUCCUCCCAAAAAGCUUCAGUUUUUGUGUGUGUGUGUGUGUGUGUGUGUGGGUGUGGGGGUUGUUGUUGCAGAGAGGGAAUGGAGGAAAUUUCCCAGCAGUUUGGAGGUGGUAACAAUCCAUGGGGAUCAUUGAUGUAUGCUUUCUCUUCACACUCCACCACUACUACUACUACUGCUACUGCUACUGCUGCUGCUGCUUCUACUGCAACAACAAACACUGCAGUGGUUGCACCAGCACCACAUCCUCAACUUGCUCCUCCUCCUCACUUGAGUAGUAGUAGUAGUGGAGGCCACCACCUUAUUCCCUUUACUAGUUGUUCUAAUCACCCCUUCCACAACCAUCAUCAUAGCAACAACAACAACAACAACAGUAGCAGUAAUAACAAUAAUCAUAAUAAUCAUAAUCAUAAUCAUCAUCCUCACCUUGAACCCAAACCCAACGAGGAGGGCUCUUCCUCUCAAGUGAUGAUCCCUGCUAAUAAUGGUGAUGUGGAGGCCAUCAAGGCUAAGAUCAUCUCCCACCCCCACUACUCAUCCCUUCUUGCUGCCUACUUAGACUGCCAAAAGGUGGGGGCUCCGCCGGAGGUGGCGGCGCGGCUCUCGGCGCUGGCGCAGGACUUGGAGGCGCGGCAACGCGCCGCGCUGAGCUCUCUCGACGCGCCCACCGAGCCCGAGCUCGACCAGUUCAUGGAGGCGUAUCAUGAGAUGUUGGUGAAGUAUAGGGAGGAGCUAACGAGGCCAUUACAAGAGGCCAUGGAGUUCCUUCGCAGGGUGGAGUCCCAACUCAACUCCCUCUCCCUCUCCAACCGCUCCUCCCUCGGUGGCAUCCUCUCUUCUGAUAAAUGCGGAGCGUGUUCUUCUGAGGAGGACCAGGACGGAAGCGGGGGAGAAACCGAUCUGAGGGAUCUCGACGCGCGCGGCGAAGGCCAGGAGCUGAGGCAGCAUCUGCUGAAGAGGUACAGCGGGUACCUCGGCAGCCUGAAGCAGGAGCUGUCCAAGAAAAAGAAGAAAGGCAAGCUCCCCAAGGACGCACGCCAACAGCUGCUCAACUGGUGGGAACUCCACUACAAAUGGCCCUAUCCCUCGGAGACGCAAAAGGUGGCGUUAGCCGAAUCCACGGGGCUUGAUCUGAAGCAGAUCAACAACUGGUUCAUCAACCAAAGGAAGCGCCACUGGAAGCCGUCCGAUGAGAUGCAGUUCGUCAUGAUGGACGGCUACCACCCGCCGAAUGCUGCUGCCGCUGCCGCCGCCGCUCUCUACAUGGAUGGCCACUUCGUCAACGACGGACUCUACCGCUUCGGGCCUUAAACUAGUUAGUGAAUAAUAAUGAAGUACGUACGGUCGCUAACGAUCGAUGUGUGCUCAAGACCGAUUACGAACAUCUUCUAGUAGUGGUCGCACCUCUCGUAUUUAUGAUUAUGUUCAAUGUAUCCAAGUGUGUAUGUAUGCACUUAAGCUAGUAUUUAUGUAUUUUGUGUUAUUAUUUCUAGCUAGAACAUUUAUUUCUUGUUGAGUACUUGUAUUAAUGUUGUAGCUUUUUUAUUUUUCUGAGUUAGCUGGAUGAGUGUUUUUAUGUGGAGCUUAAUUAUUAGUUGUUUAAACAAAGGGGGAAUUAAACUCA